This is a messenger RNA of Nyctereutes procyonoides (raccoon dog), 7212 nucleotides long. Its product is annotated as cyclic AMP-dependent transcription factor ATF-7. The transcript is spliced from 12 exons. The record is from RefSeq and is a predicted model, not a curated record. Lineage: Eukaryota; Metazoa; Chordata; Mammalia; Carnivora; Canidae. Gene Ontology annotation, molecular function: DNA-binding transcription factor activity, RNA polymerase II-specific; cAMP response element binding. Bases 763 to 2214 code for a protein of 483 amino acids. Gene Ontology annotation, biological process: regulation of transcription by RNA polymerase II.
CAUCCCUUUGGGAAGAGUAUAGGGGAGCUCAGGGGGGUAAAGGAGAUGUUCGGAAGGGAGACAGCUGAUAGACAGGUCUUUAGCCCCGGAGCAGAAGCAGCCGAGGAUACUGAUUUGGGGUUUUCGGUGUAUAUGGCACCUGGUCUGGUGACCAGGCUGCAAGAAUAGCAGGGUAGCGGUAGGGGAGGAGAAAACUAGACCACCUUCAUCGCUUCUGCCCUCACUGCCGUUCUCGCUCUCUCUUCCUCUUCCUCCACUCCUCUCUUCCUAAACUCAGGGACAGGGGCUUGGGACUUGGGCAGUCCAAGUAGGAGCCCCAUUGGGAGUCGUAUGUUGCUCCCAGUUGCUUGUUAUGUUCUCAGACUGGGGUGUUUACUACCCAGGGCACCUCCUACCCAGAUUGCCGCGUUGCUACUUUCCUAACUUUAAGUUUGUUUUCCACUUUAUAGAGGGUGUUUCAGUGUCUCCGAAGGUUGUGUCAUAGUAAGUGUAGGUUUGUGGGGUGUGUGUGUGUGUUUGUGUGUGUGUGUGUGUGUGUGUGUGUGUGUGCGCAGAGUUUUCUGGGCAAGCUCACUUGAUUCCUAUGUUUUGAAAACUUCGUAGUAGUGUAAGUAGUUCUCCUAAAGAGAUUGGUCUUUACAGGCGUUCUAAGCACAGAAAAUAAUACUACACUGAAGUUUGUUUUUGUUAAAUGCGUGUCUUAUCCACUCAUUUUUGGAGUUGUUAAAAGGACGGUUGCAGCUCCGCUCUGCUAUAUGAAAUAUGGGAGACGACAGACCGUUUGUGUGCAAUGCCCCGGGCUGUGGACAGAGAUUUACAAACGAGGACCACCUGGCAGUUCAUAAACACAAGCAUGAGAUGACAUUGAAAUUUGGCCCAGCCCGAACUGACUCAGUCAUCAUUGCAGAUCAAACUCCUACUCCGACUAGAUUCCUGAAGAAUUGUGAGGAGGUGGGGCUCUUCAAUGAAUUAGCUAGCUCCUUUGAACAUGAAUUCAAGAAAGCUGCAGAUGAGGAGGAAAAAAAGGCUGCUGCUGGGCCCCUUGACAUGUCUUUGCCUUCCACACCAGACAUCAAAAUCAAAGAAGAAGAGCCAGUGGAGGUAGACUCAUCCCCACCUGAUAGCCCUGCCUCUAGUCCCUGCUCCCCGCCACUCAAGGAAAAGGAGAUGACCCCAAAGCCUGUCGUGAUCUCUACCCCCACACCUACCAUAGUGCGCCCUGGCUCCCUGCCUCUCCACUUGGGCUAUGACCCACUUCACCCAACCCUUCCGUCCCCAACUUCCGUCAUCACACAGGCUCCACCAUCUAACAGGCAACUGGGGUCUCCCACUGGCUCCCUCCCUCUCGUCAUGCAUCUUGCUAAUGGACAGACCAUGCCUGUGCUGCCAGGGCCUCCAGUACAGAUGCCUUCUGUUAUAUCGCUGGCCAGACCUGUGUCUAUGGUGCCCAACAUUCCUGGUAUCCCUGGCCCACCAGUUAACAGCAGUGGUUCCAUUUCUCCCUCUGGCCACCCUAUGCCAUCAGAAGCCAAGAUGAGACUAAAAGCCACCCUAACCCACCAGGUAUCUUCAAUCAAUGGUGGAUGUGGAAUGGUGGUAGGUACCGCCAGCACCAUGGUGACGGCCCGUCCUGAGCAGAGCCAGAUCCUCAUCCAGCACCCUGAUGCCCCAUCCCCUGCCCAGCCACAGGUCUCACCAGCCCAGCCCACUCCUAGCACUGGAGGGAGAAGGCGACGCACAGUGGAUGAAGAUCCUGAUGAACGGCGGCAGCGUUUUCUGGAGCGUAACCGGGCUGCAGCCUCCCGCUGCCGUCAAAAGCGGAAGCUCUGGGUGUCCUCCCUAGAGAAGAAGGCAGAGGAACUCACUUCUCAGAACAUUCAGCUGAGUAACGAAGUCACGUUGCUACGCAAUGAGGUGGCUCAGUUGAAACAGCUACUGUUAGCUCAUAAAGACUGCCCAGUUACUGCACUACAGAAAAAGACCCAAGGCUAUUUAGAAAGCCCCAAGGAAAGCUCAGAGCCGACGGGUUCUCCAGCCCCUGUGAUUCAGCACAGCUCAGCAACAGCCCCUAGCAAUGGCCUCAGUGUUCGCUCUGCAGCUGAAGCUGUGGCCACCUCGGUCCUCACUCAGAUGGCCAGCCAAAGGACAGAACUGAGCAUGCCGAUACAGUCGCAUGUGAUCAUGACCCCACAGUCCCAGUCUGCGGGCAGAUGAUGCCUCCCCUGGUGGAAAGGUCCCCAGCCAGAGCUCGCCCGCCCGAGAGCCAAGAAAGACGCCAUCUUAUCGCCUCCCAUCUGCCUUGGACAUGGCAAUAUGGGGGGGAAAUUGUGUGUUGUGAGGAAUGGACAGAUGUGAGGCUUUUCAGCCACAUGGUCAAGUACAUUGACACCCGUACUAAGAGCCUCCCAGCCCCAGAGCCACAUAGAUCAUCCCCUAAAGGGGGCAGUUUCUGAUGUACCCACAGCCAAAGGCCUUUCCAGAUGGUCCGAACAAUCACCCCUGCCCAUGCAUGUGUACCUGUCUCUUUGAACACUAACCCUUGCACUUCUAGGUUUCGGGUUUCUCAGUUCCCUGUCUUCCCGCUAAGCUGUGGCUGUUACCUUCCUGUUCCUUAGCAGCACGCCACUGCCUGCUAGGUAAAGGGAGGCCAGUGUUGAUGGCAGGUCAUCCACUUGCCUGCCCCAGCCACCUAAGGGGCUUAGGGCUUUGUCUCCCAUUAGCUGCUUAUUUUAUCCCUUUACCCCCUUCCUGAAGUCUAGUUCAAACAUUCACCUAUGAUGAAUGUAAAGUUACCUUUGUUGGAUGAAUUAGCAGUAUUUUCCAGCUCUUCCGUAAACUUUAGUCCUUCUCCCUAGCUGCCACCAAAAACAAAAACAAAAAAAUAAUAACAAAAAACAGAAAGAAAGAAGCAAAACCCCAAGAAUUCUGGUCCUUUUUCAGCAAUUUCCAGAGCUUUGGGUACUUCACUUUGUGUCUUGAGUUUUCUCAGUCUACUGGUGGGGCCUUUUCCACCUGCCACUGAGCCUUGGCGAGAUCCAUCUUGUGGCCUUACUAGCUGCUCGUGAUGCGAAGGGAAAGCGCCCAGGUGUGGCUGGCGGGUCCCCCGCCGCCCCAGCCCUCCUCCCGCAGGGUCAGUAGGGCAGGCAGGACCAGUAGAGUCUGAAGCUCUUUCUGUCAGGUUACUGGAUUGAUUCUUUAUGUCUUACAGGAGUUUAUUGGCCAAAGCAUACAUACACCUUGUGGUAAUCUGUCUGCUUCUGUCGCUCCCUCUUUGUUCCCCUGUCAGAGUCGCGGGGGUCACCGUCUCUGUCUCUCUUCAGGUGUAGCCCUCCAGAGCUGCUGUGUGCGGCAUUCUUGCACUCCCUUGCCCUUCGCCCAUCUCCCAGACUCACAUAGCUGUCUUCCCCUCUGGGCUAGGGUCUUUGGUUCACAAGUGUCCCUGUCCCCAGACCUCCUUCCUCUCGUUCACCAGGCUUCUAGGCUGGCUGCUGGGCGCUCUGCCCCCUGCCCCCAGGUGCCAUGUGUCCCCAGAGUGCCAGCCCUAGGACUCAGAGGCAUCAGAGCCAGGGGUCCCGAGUUGGUUUGCUUGAGGAUGAGGUCGGAUGGGAAGAGGCAAGAGAGAGGAGGUGCAGUACCGAUCUCAGAAGAGCCCUGCUUGGUGAAGGUCUGGCCUGCCUGGGAAAUUGGGGACUGCUGCCCUCAGCCAUUCUUACUUUGAGGAGUUAGGUUACAGGGGGAGGAAGUCAUCCCUCUUGUCCCUCUUUCUCCCCCAUUAAGACUUCUUACCUUCCUUUGGCUCUGAACUACGCAGUUUCUCCCAGGGCCGUGGGAAGCCGUCCAAAGCCAGAGGCCUGUGGAUAGGUAGGUCAGCUUUAAUAGCCUGUCAGUGUGACUCCCUUGCAGUUGUCCCCGAGCCACCUUCUGCCAUCUGCCCGGGCCAGGCAUGUCCUCUCCCUCUCUCCUACGUCCAUCUCAAACUCACACACAGGAUAACUGCCAGCUUCCUUUCUUAGCUUGUCUUCCAAAAUUGGCUGUCCUGGGGGAAUGAGGAGGUGUGCUAAGCUCCAGGAGCCCCAUCUUCUCAGAGUGGAUGCGCCGGUGAGCCGGUCAGAGGACACGUUCUAUUGCGUUUGUUUUCCCACUUCCCGUCCUGCUUCUCCGUGCCCGUGCUGAACAAGACGCACCUGGUGACGGGAGAGGAGAGAAAACAUGGUUCUCUCAUCCUCUACCACCCGGGACCCAACAGCAACAGCCCCUGAGGUGACUCAGUCUAGCAAAUGGCACGGCAGAUGGUCAGGAUGCCAGUUCCCACCUCCAGGGACUCCGUUUGCCUUUAACAGCGCCCAGCCGUAACUCGUACUCAGGACUUUUCCUUUGGAAGGCGGCGCCCUGGGACUCUCUUCUGCUUUAGUUGUGUUUCAUUUUUUAUCUUCUUGAUUUCCCACCAGCAGCCUUGCCCUAAAGCUUGACUGAGUUUAUGGCUCCCAAGGAGCCUUCGUGAGACCCUUGACUAUUUUUCUUCCCCCCGUAGUCAGGUGUUUUUCAAGUUAGGAACCCAUCUGUCACUGCACACACGCCCUGCCUCUCUGCGGGGCCCCGGAGGAGGUGAGCCCCACCUAUCUGUCCCUGUGUACGGUGGCUAACCUAGUUAGAGGUUCCCGUUUAGUUUCUUAGUCCCCAUGUCUCAUUCUCUUGAGUCCCUAUUCUGUUUUCAUCAGGAAGUUCUCACUGGGGCUCUCAGUGGGGGGUGUUCCCAGAACCUAACACAGCAGUAGGAGGGGGCGGGACAGCACCUCCAGAGAGCUCUUUAGGUGGUUGCGCGCCGCACUGAGAAGGCACAGCAGUUGCGUGUCCUGCGAGUUGGGGGACGUCUUACCUUGCUACUGCUGCUGGCCCUGGGGCCACUCUCCCCUGCCCUUUGCUUCCAGGCUCAUGGGGACCAGAACCAAACAUCGAGGGCGCGUCACCUAGCCCUUCUUAAUGGCACUGCUCCUCCUAGGGGCCUAAGGGAAGAUUCUGAGAGGAGCUGGGAGUAUGGAAGCCUUGGGACUCUGCUGCGGGAACGCAAGACGCAGGCCUCCCACCUCGCUCCAGAAACCCAGCUGGGACGUAACCAAGGCCCUGACAAAGGCACCGGGCCGGGUCUUCGGCCCUGCAGGCUUCCUUCCUUGGAAAGAAAGCUCGCUCGGAGUUGGAAAGUCUGAGGACGCUUCCCUCGCUGCUAGAGAAAACUAGAAGUAGGCCCUCCUUGCUCACCCUUCCCCUGCUGGCUGGACACCCCAAAUCUGGCUUCCCUCAGCCUCCGCUCCGGUCCUUGGCCCUUGGCCCUUGGCCCUAAGCAGUAGACCAUACACGCUCGGCAGUGGUGACAAGGAGAUGGCCUAACUGAAGCCCAUGCCCCGGCCGCCUUCCCUGGGCCCGUCCUGUUGUUCUUGGCGCCUGUCCUGAUUCACUGCCCUCCAGCACCACCCAUCUGGUCGACAGGGUCCUUAGCCAUAACCAUGCCCCGUCUACACCAAGCCGACGCCAAAAUAGUCCUCCUCCCCUGCUCCACACUGAGAGGCUCCUUUAAAGGUGCUAGCCCUGAGACAGCCUUUCCCCCAGAAGCGCCCUCUUUCUUUCGUGACUUCCUUCCCAUCCCCAAAUCAUUAUUUUUCAUUAAUAUUGUACAUUGUAUACACAGGAAGGAAAUGUAUCCUUUUUUUUUCUUUAAUUUCAUAACCAGUCCGUUUAGAAGCCAGUCCUCCUAGUUAUAUCACAUAUGCCUUUGUUGAUAUGCUCUUUCUGCUUUCUUUAGACUUUUGUUUGACAGGGGCGGAGGGAGGAACAGGACAGGUGAGGGUCCUAAGGCAGAUUAGAGGAUCCUCAUCCUACUUCAGCCUCUCACAACCCUAAUCAUCCCCCUCCUAGUGUACAACUGAUAUUCCUCUGUUUGUGUUUGCACACACGCAUGUACACACAGACAGAAGUCCCCCCGAGCCACCCACCCACCCCAGAGUGGUGACCCAGCAGGAAUGGGCAUAGGCUGCUGGCCACCAUUCCCAGCCUCUGUUACCGGUUCAUUCGUCUCUCUUUGGGGUAAAGUGCUACCCCAGAUUGAGAACAGGCUGGGGAGAGUAGGGCAGGGAAGGGCAGCUACGUCUCUUGUAGAUGCAGGUUUGUGUUGUGGCUGCUGGGGUUCAUUUUCUUCUUGUAACGGGGCGGGGGGCCGGUAGCCCAGAGCUGCUCGCCAGCCGCAGCUACCGGUGGGUGACGUUCUCACCGUAAGGAAUGGCUGUGAGCACUGGUUCCGCUGACUUUCCCUCAGGGUGGUGGGCCUCAGGAUGUGGUCCAGGACCAGCAGCACAGCAGCACCAGCAUCUGGGAGCUUCUUACAAAUGCACACAUUCGGGUCCCAGCACAGACCUGUUGAAUCGGAAACUCGGGCUGGGCUCUAACAAGCACCCCGCGGGAUCCUAAGGCACAUUCGCGCGUGGGGCCCUCGCCGCGGCCAUAGGGGCAAGCCGGGACAUCCUUGCUGGCGUCGGGGUAUUUCAGUACCAGCCUCUGCCUUAGCGCGAACACAUCGUUCCCUUUCCCCCGGUCCCUCCCUCCACCCCUAUUAGAACAACAACCGCGUCAUUCAUCUCAGAAUCUGUUUGUCUUCCUUCUACUUCUUCCUGAAACCUGUUCUGCCUUGGUCUGGACGGGAAUUGUCCCCUGUCCCCUUGCAGACGGGUCACUCCACACUCUGUUGCAGGAAGGACUGGCUGGAGCCCCUGCUGUCCCGUGCGUGCACCCCCCCCCCGCACCCCCUCUCCAGCAGGGAGAUGAGCCUCCAGCCCCAACAGCGGAGGCUGUCGCCUCCGGACAUAGUAUGUGUUGGAAGCAAGCAGCGCGCACCUCUGCUUCGCUCUCUUCAUCUGUGUAUCCUGGACAGGUAGCGACACGUCUCCGUCGCACAGGAGCCCGGCUCUGGGCCCGGUCCCCGUGCGGGAGGCUGUGGAGCUACAGGCUGUUUUGCUCCGAGAGCGUCUCGUCCCUUUCCUUGCACGAUCCCUGAGAGCAGGCUCUCACGGUCCUCCCCUCGACGCUCCGGCUCCCCUCCCCUUAACCCCCUUACCCCCCGCAGUCCCCCCCCCCCAGCCAGGCCUUCUCCCGCUCCCCCCGCCCUGACAUAUAUUGUGCCUUAUUUAUGCUGCAAAUAUAACAUUAAACUAUCAGGAGAACCAC